AAAUAUGUAACAGCGGUAUACGAGCAGCGUCAGUGUCCACUAGUGUGCAUGCCUGAUUAAACAAGGACAGGAAGUAUCUAUACAUGGUGUUCUCUUUCUAUUUCCAUGUUGCAUCCAUCUUACUAUACAGUACACACACUCAGCUAUUCUAUCAUUAUAUUUGUGCGUUGCUUAUGUGUGAACCAAACAUUUCCAUGGCAACAAAUCGUUUGUCUCUUGUUUGAUGCACGGUUUUCAACGGAGUUGAAAGAAUUUUUUAAGAGAAACGUAAUGGACGGGUUGUUUUUAAAGUAAUAAACGGAAAUUCUCGUAUCCAUUGAGAAACGAUAGGCGAUUUGAAAGUGUCACUAUGAACGGUGAUUUAUCGAUGCAAGGUAGUAUGAAUAAGAUAUUUUAUAAUCUGCGAAAAAAGGAGGAGAGUCGUAUUUCGGAACGUCAUCGCAACAUAUUAUACCUUGUAUGUGAUUAUUUGGAACACAAUGGAAAUCAGUGGACAUCGUGGAAAGAGAAGGCGAAACCAAAUUUGAAAAUUCGACAUCGGUAUAUAGACAUUAGCGAUGUAUUAUUCCGGGAAGCUCGUCUGUCUCCCGAACAUCGGGUCUGCGACAACAUCGAUUUGGAAAUUAUCGUUGCAGAGUAUGAAAAUUAUUACAAGAUGAAAUUUCAAAAAUAUCCCAUAUUGUGUAAGAAAAUAACUGGAAGGGAAAUGACGAGGGAAGUGACAAAUGCAAGCAAAACUGUUUGUAGAAGUAUUGAGACAAAAGCCAAAUCUUUUAGUAAACAAGCGAGAAGUGAGCCUGUGAAAGAGACGAAUCUACAGCAGAAGAUAACUGAUGACAAUACGAAUCAUAUUAAUCUCGCAAUGACAGUGACGUCAAUAUUCCCCAAUGAGAGUGAUGGACGUUCAUCAGAAGAGCUAUUUAACGUCCCAAUGGAACAAUCCAUGCAAUCGAAGAUAUUGAAAUGCAUUGAAAAGCUUUAUUCAGAUAAUACGGAAUUACGAAAGAUUGCUGAGGACGUCUCAUGCGAGAUCGUAGUAAACAAAUUAAAUGUACAUUGGGAUGACGUUAUAGGCCUAGAAGAAUGUAAAACCGCUGUUAAGGAGGCCGUUGUGUAUCCCCUUAAGUAUCCUAUCUCUUUUGAUGGCCCGUUUUCCCCAUGGAAAGGUAUUUUGCUGUACGGCCCACCUGGUACAGGGAAAACGAAGUUAGCGAAGGCAGUCGCGACAGAAUGCCAUUGCACCUUUUUUAACAUAACUGCCAGCUGAUUGGUCAGCAAAUGGAGAGGCGAUUCCGAGAAGUAUAUACGUGUAAGUUGCUUUGUCUAUGUUUUAUUUGAACUUGCCUAUAGUCAUUCGCCUACAAUUAUUUUUAUCGACGAGAUUGACUGGAUCGCCACAAAUAAAGGAGACUGUAUAUUGUCUGAACCUGCAAAGAGAUUCAGAUCAGAACUUCUUUCUAGAUUGGAUGGAUUAGUGUCUAAUGAGAAUUCUAAUGUAGUUCUUCUGGCUACAACUAAUUCCCCUUGGGGCAUUGAUGCAGCUUUACUCAGGCGUCUCGAAAAGCAAAUAUACGUAUCAUUACCCAAUGAAGUUGCUCGACUUGGUAUAUUCAAAUUAUACCUUAGCAACCACUUAUUAGAAAAUACAGAUAUUGUAAACCACAUAGUAAAAUGUACUGAAAGAUAUUCUUGUGCAGAUAUAAAAUUGCUUUGUAAGCAAGCGUGGCUACUAGAAAUAAGCCCGAUAUGGAGGAGACUUGAAAAGAAAGAAACACCUGUUACCACUUUGAAAUAUGAAUUAAAAAGUUAUGAAAUAUUAGCAAAAUUGUUAAAAAAAAUGUCACCUACAGUUAUGCAAAUAGAUAAAUAUGAUACGCGGAACAAAUAAAUACGCAAUCGUAAUGACAGAUAUUGAAAAAUAUAAAUAAAUGGAUUAUCGUUCGAGAAAUCAUUCGCAUGUGUGUGCAUGUGUGUAUGCGCGCAUGUGUAUGCGCGCAUGUGUGUGCGCGCAUGUGUGUCGUGUGUGUCAUGUGUGUGUGCGUGUGUGUGCGCGCACACGCUAUAGGCUAAGUUUAAAAUGUUCGGUUGUAUUAUAUCCUUGUAUUAUAUAUGUCGGAGAUGAAAGGAAAACCGGAGCCUUCCCUUUGCAAUUUUGAGGAAGCCUUCUAAUGCUUUAGCCUAGAUUUUAUCAUAACUGUAAUUAAGCAAUUGUCAUUUGUAAUUGUUUGAUAUUUGUGAAAGCGAAAGUGAGUUCGAGGUGACAACUGGUCGCCGAACGUAGCCACGGUCACGGGAUAAACGUUUUGCCUGACGAAGGUGUGGAUCGGUUGUAUUGUUCUCCCUAGAAAUCGCAUAGAAUUGUACUUUAGAGAUGUCGAUAUAAUGGGACACACGUUGUAUUAGGAAUCAAUCUCCAGACAGAAACUGCCUAGUAACGGCGUUUGAAUCUUUCUCGAUGUUUCCAAAGAGUAUACAACAAACUUUUGACAGAAAUUGCCUAGCAACAACGAUUGGAACCUUCUCGAUGUUUCCAGCGAGCAUAUAACAAACAAAUGCAGUCGGAUAGCGAAAAAGAUUUUCAUCAGAUAUUCAUUCGUGUGAUCGCCUUGGAAAGUGAUACAUCGAGCAAUUUACCGAGUGUCUCAGCAAUUGUAUUCUGUGUUUAAAAUUAUUCUACACAUAGUAAAGAGUUAUCCCGUUGACCGUGGAUUCGUUUGAACCCCGGAACAUUGUUAAUAGCGUUAAUUAAAUUCAUUAUUCGUGAAACCUAUCGAUCGUUAAUCUCAUUAUACGUUAAAUUCAUUAUUCGUAAGACAUAUUAUUCGUUCCUCUUAUUGUUCGUUAAACUUAUUAAUCUUUAAUCUAAUUAUUAGUUAAACUUAUCGUUUGUUAAUCUUAUUAUUUAUUAAACUCAUUAUUCAUAAUA
Molecule: messenger RNA, 2926 nt
Organism: Bombus huntii
Lineage: Eukaryota; Metazoa; Arthropoda; Insecta; Hymenoptera; Apidae
Product: katanin p60 ATPase-containing subunit A-like 2
Exons: 9
Coding region: 350-1267 (305 amino acids)
Molecular function (GO): ATP binding; protein binding; ATP hydrolysis activity
Source: RefSeq, a predicted model, not a curated record